UAAACCCCAGUCUAUCCUCAUAAAAUAUAAUGGAUGUUGGUAAAAUGUUAAGAAUUAUUAUAGUUAUUUUAAUUGCUAGUGUAAUUAACGUGAAGUGUAAAGUGGAUGAUGUUCGUAGCCGAGAUUUGCCUAAUGUAUUUAAUCGGACAAAACUAUCCCAAGAUGUGUGUUCAUAUUUAUUUUUUGAAGAGAAUCAAAUAUAUAACUGCCAGAAAAUAUUUCUGAGACCUUACCGAAAACCUACAACUUCUCUACCACCAAGUUUAACAGUUAGAUGUCAAAGUGUGGACAGCGUUACCUUCAUGAGAAGCUCAAAUCAGGGCUUGCAACUUGUAGUCCUUGUACCGCAAGAGGAAGACUUCGAACGUGCAGUAACAUUUACAAUACUGGAAAGUACUGAUACAAUCGGUCAAUUGAAUACAACGCCGUCUAGGAACUACACAUUGUGGACGACCCUAUUGGAUAAAGAUGGCAGUCCAAUGCUCUGGUUGCGUGGUCCAGAUGUAUAUGUGUGGACAAGUCCAGCGCAUGUUAAAUACGAUGUUAAAACUGAAAUGUUGCUACGUCACUACAAGAAUGGCACCCGACAUAUACCAGCCGAGUUCACUUGGAAUGCUAUUGAUGAAUCUGAUUCUUGCUUUUACGUUGUGAACAAAUGCAACAAGGAUACUCAAGGAGAUUUCUUCUCGGACAGUAUACCGCCAGACGGCAACAGGUCUGUGUUGAUAGAGAGGCUGCCACUGGACGAUGUGUGCGUGUUCAUGCUGACCGGCAAAUACGGGCAGACGCUUGUCAAGUACCGCACGCCGCAAUGCUACGACAUACGAGGCUGCGUACCAUUACCAGAGCAGUUCAGCAACGUGUCUAUGAAGGUGACAGAGGUGUACGGCAAAUGGCGCGUGCGCGUGAGUUGGAAGCGACCGCGCGUCACGCCAAUUCAAUACAAUGCGUCGUUGUACGCUGACACUACGUAUAAUGUCAUAGUGCCGGGAAAUGCUACCGAAGUAAUAUUUGAGAAUGUAUCUGGAGAGGGCAAGUACACCGUGAGCCUGGCAGCGACCACAGCGGGCGGCACGGCACGCACAAGCCGCACGGGAUAUUUCCCUAUACUUGAGAAAAUCAGCAACUUGUCCAUGGAAAUCGGUGAAGCAAAAGGCGGCGGCUGGCGCGUGCGCAUGCGCUGGGCCCGGCCGCGCUCCACACCGAUACAGUACAACGCCACGCUUUACGCAGAUGCUGUAUAUAACAUGGUUCUUCCAGGGAAUUACACUGAAGUAGUAUUUGACGACGUAUACGGUGAGGGUCUAUUCAACGUGAGUCUGAUGUCCACCACGACGGUUGGCACGGCGUACACAAGCAGCGAGGGCUAUUUCCCAAGUGAAAAGUCAAGCAAUAUGACUGUGAAGGAGUCAGAAGAUGAGAACGGUGGCUGGAGAGUAUGGGCGAGUUGGCCGCGCCCACCUGCACAACCAAUACAGUAUAACGCUACAUUAUACGCUGACACUGUCUACACCGUUAACUUACCAGGGAACUCAACUGAAGUUACAUUUGAUGAGAUAUAUAGCGAGGGUUCAUACAACGUGACGUUGGUAUCGAUCACAUCUUCAGGCGAACAGCUUUAUGCCAGCCAUCAGGGAAACUUGCCACGGCUGUCUCACACGUUGAGCGUGGGGCUGCUGGUGGGCGCGGCGUGGCUGACGGCUCUCGUGUUCGUCAUAGCGGUUUCUAUGCUCGUCUACCUCAAGAAAAAAAGCUCAGAGAAAGACAAAUUUGAAUACUUUCAGGGUCUGAAAGACAAGCUGUACAAGGAGAGUGCGCUAGAGGCGAUGUCGGAGCCGGUAGUGUCUGAGGAUCGGUGGGAGGUGUCGGCGUCGCGGCUGGCGCUGCAUGAGCUUGUGGGCGAAGGCGCCUUUGGCCGCGUGUGCCGCGCGACCCUUGCGCCAGCCACCGAAGUCGCUGUCAAGAUGCUCAAGGAAUUCCCGACCGCGGACGAGGUGCGAUCGUUUCGCGCGGAAAUGGAACUGAUGAAAAGCGUUGGGUCGCACCCUCACAUCGUCAGCCUGCUGGGCUGCUGCAGCGGCCGCCGACCACUCAUCGUUGUGGAGUACUGCAGCCGCGGAGACCUGCUUACAUUUCUAAGGAACUCCUGGGACGUAAUGAUAACCAAACGCAACGCGAGAUACUACAACACCAAAGACAAUUUAGAAUAUGGAAUGAGUUUGUUCAAAAUAGACGAACAGGAGCAAAGCAAAGCCAUCGUCAACAAGCUGUACGAUUUGCAGGACGUUUGCGACGAGCUCACAUUCCUCGAUCUUCUUUCCUUCUGUCGACAAAUCGCAAUGGGUAUGGAGUUUCUCGCCUCAAAUAGAGUUGUCCACAGAGAUCUAGCAGCGAGAAAUGUUCUGGUAACCAGCGAAAAGACACUGAAGGUUGCAGAUUUCGGUCUAUCGCGUGACGUCUACCAAGAGAACCUGUACAAGCAAAAGGGGAAUGGGAAGUUGCCUGUAAAGUGGAUGGCAUUGGAAUCUUUGACACAUCGAAUAUUUACUACUCAUAGUGAUGUAUGGUCGUUCGGCGUGGUGAUGUGGGAGGUGGUGUCGGUGGGUGGCGCGCCGUACCCCGCGGUGGCGGCCGCGCGCCUUCCGCGCCUAUUGCGCACCGGCUACCGCAUGCCACGCCCUGCCAACUGCACACCACAACUUUACGAGGUGAUGAUGAGCUGUUGGCGCGUGCGGCCGAACGAGCGGCCGACGUUUGCGCAGCUGCGGGCGCGGCUGGACGCGCUGCUCUCCGCCGCCGCCUCGGACCACUACCUCGUACUGGACGUGCUCACGGACCCGCCUCCUUCGCCCGCGCCCACACCUUCGGCACUUCUCAAUGGCAAGGAGAAACUGCAGCGAGUUCAUAACUACGAGCGAACGAGCGCACUCAGCAAUCACUAUACCUCAACGCCCGUCACGCAGACCGCGUGACAUGCGAUGGAAUACCGCGAGAUGUUCUAUGACCGCUACGUGACACCGCGAGAUGCUGCGUGACACUGUGUAAUGUUCCGUGACACCGCGGGAUGCCACGCCCUGAAGCAUUGUAACAUACUUGUACAGUAAUUGUAAAAUUAAAUAUAAU
Messenger RNA from Papilio machaon (common yellow swallowtail), 3123 nucleotides. RefSeq names its product tyrosine-protein kinase receptor torso (gene torso). The transcript has 19 exons. Gene Ontology annotation, biological process: protein phosphorylation; cell surface receptor protein tyrosine kinase signaling pathway; multicellular organism development. Gene Ontology annotation, cellular component: signaling receptor complex. The record is from RefSeq and is a predicted model, not a curated record. Gene Ontology annotation, molecular function: ATP binding; transmembrane receptor protein tyrosine kinase activity. NCBI's taxonomy places the organism in Eukaryota, Metazoa, Arthropoda, Insecta, Lepidoptera, Papilionidae. Bases 30 to 2972 code for a protein of 980 amino acids.